Molecule: messenger RNA, 4281 nt
Organism: Notodromas monacha
Lineage: Eukaryota; Metazoa; Arthropoda; Ostracoda; Podocopida; Cyprididae
Source: the annotation of a GenBank genome assembly
AAGGUUUACUCACUGUUACUCCGGAGAAUUGUCAGUGCCGCUCGCGUGAGGAGGACCUUUUGUGGACAGAAGUGUUCUGUGGGUGAAUUACUGUCAGUGAGGGAAUUAACGGGAUUUCUGUCACGAGAAAAAUUGCCGUUUAGGUCAUGUGUGUCGAGAAUGGGGUUAGACAAAUCAAGGAAACGCACGAUCAGUGCGGAUGUCCCAUACGACAAAAGCGCAAAAAUCGUUUCUCUUUCUCAAUUACUGGAACCCUUGCCGAGCAAAGAAAAGGUUCCUCCCGACGAUGAAGGCGACAAUCCGUGUUCUUGCCGCAUAUCUUCAUCAACUUCCGGAUUUUCCUUGGAUGCUCAAGGUCAAACCGAUCCUCUCAGACUGAGAAGUUCAUGUCAUUUGCGACGAAGUUUGAGGAAGCGUCGAGAUUCACAAGCGGCAUGGAUGAAACUAGUCUUGUCCUUAUCUGUGCUGUGUGGUUUGUUUUCCACCGCUUUCAUGGUAUUCCGCGUGAAAUCUACUUCUUACGACAAAGAUGAAGCUUGGCUUAAGUCUAUAGCGUCUGAUCUAUUCGCGUACCAACCAAGAAAGCAAGGAAGUGAUAGGGUGUUGCAUUCCUGGCCUCAUCAUCUCCACGAUGACAACUAUGCUACGGAAGCUCGAGUUGAGGAGUCUUUAUGGGAUCCAGAGCCGAACUUCGUGGCGCCACGACAUCCGACUAGUUUACAGCAAGCUAAUUAUUUUAGUCAGGAAGGUGACAAAAAUCUCCGGCCUCGAACUGAGCGUGCUGCGGAAGCGAAUGCAUCCCUACGAGCCGCAUUGGAAAUGUCAAAGGCGGGGAAAAUGACGAAAGCUAUGCGACUCUUUCAACACGCUCUUGCCUUGUUGAACGAUGACCCAGAACUAUUGAUCGCUUAUGGGGAGUUCCUGGAGAAGUACGAGAACAAUUUCAUCCAAGCUGACCAUUAUUACUCUAAAGCCCUCACUCUUUCACCGCGGAAUUCCCGAGCUUUGGAGAAUAAGCUGCGCACUUCACCGAUCGUUGCCGAUUUGGAUUUUCGCACGCUGACAAGGAUUGAUGAAAAGAGAGAUGAAUUGGCAAAAAUUCCGGAUUCGAAUGCCGCUCUACGUCGCAUCAAGAAAGAAGCAUAUUUUCAGUAUGUGUAUCACACUGUUGGCAUAGAGGGAAACACCAUGACCUUGUCUCAGACGAGAAGUGUGCUUGAAACACGCAUGGCGAUCGGGGGGAAAAGCUUGAUGGAGCACAACGAAAUCCUCGGGAUGGAUGCUGCAUUGCGAUUUGUGAACCAAAGUCUUUUGCAUAGAAUCGGAACGAUCACAGUGGGGGACAUUUUUCAAAUUCAUAGGAAGGUCAUGGGGAUGGUUGAUCCCGAUAUUGCUGGUGUUUAUCGGAAAACUCAGGUUUACGUGAGUCGACACGUACCUCCGACAUCGGAUAGACUUCCUUCUCUAAUGGAUGACCUGGUAGAAUGGUUGAAUUCGCCAUCAGCUCUGGAGGCUCAUCCUUUGCAAUACGCAGCUCUUGCGCAUUACAAGCUCGUAUACAUUCACCCUUUUGUGGACGGGAAUGGACGGACUGCGCGUUUAUUUAUGAAUUGGAUUUUGAUGCAAGAAGGUUACCCACCUGUGAUAAUUCGGAAACAAGAUCGGCACAAAUACUACGAAACUUUACAGCUGGCGAACGACGGCGACGUUCGACCUUUCCUUCGCUUCGUGGCAGACUGCGCUGACAAGACGCUGGAUGUGUAUCUGUGGGCAACGAGACACGCGUUUUCUUCCGGAAGAACGACAAAAUCCGCAUCCGCCCCCGCAGAAACGAUCGACGGUUUCUCGAAGCAUCAUCGAAAUUCCUUCCGGAAACUCUUCUCGAAGGUUGUCAAGACCCGCGAAGAAACGUCGGGUGAGAAACGUAGUGCGAGCUGCAAAUUCCGCCCACCGCAGAUGAACGAAGACCAGCUGCGAACUUAUCUUUUUGGAAAUAAAACACCUGGAGCAGUGGGGUUGACGAACCAUGGAAACACCUGUUUUAUUAAUGCCGUUGUACAGUGUUUGAGUCACACUGAUCGGCUUGCCGAAUAUCUGGCUUUGAACCAUUUCAAGUAUGAUUUGCAAAUGAAGAGGAAGAAAGUUGGAAUCAUCAUGAGAAGAGGAACAGGUGGAGAACUUACCGAGAAGUUGGCGACUGUGAUCAGAGCUUUGUGGUCUGGACAGUAUUCGUCAUCGGUAUCAGCUGAUUUCAAAGCCGUUGUGGAAAAAUACGGCACCCUAUACCGGGGUGGAACGCAGCAUGAUGCUCAGGAAUUUCUUCUUUGGUUACUCGACAAAGUCCACGAAGACUUGAAUAUUGCCAAAAAACGCCGCUACAAACACCUCAAAGGUACUUGUGCAAAAGCAGACGAGGUGUUGGCUGCCGAGUCCUUGCAUAAUUUCCUGCGUUGCAACGAAAGCUUUGUUCAUGGACUCUUCCAAGCACAGUUCCGAUCCUCUUUAACGUGCCCACACUGUCGGUGUCAAUCCAACACGUUCGAUCCUUUCUUGUGUCUUUCCCUGCCCAUUCCCCAGGCUGCUCGUCGUCCAGUUUUUGUCUCCGUCGUGUUCCUCAGUCAGCAACCUCGCCAGGUGAAAUUAGGCUUCAGUAUGGAUUGUGAUGCGACGAUCGGAGAACUUCGAGAAACGAUUGCGACCGAUACUGGUAUCAAUAUCAAUCGUUGCGUACUUGCGGAAAUCGACGGAGAGGGAUUUCGUCGAACGUUUUCUGGUAUUUUUCCGUACCAUCAGAGUUUAAGAGCGAUUGACGUGGAUGACCGAGUGCACGGUCUGUAUGCCCUGGAGUUGCCUGAAGCGAGAAAUUCGUCCGAGGAAGAGGGAGAGAUAAUUUCUAUUGUAUUAGUCAACGUUCUUCGUUCUUCAGAGAGCGGCGAAGUGGGUGACGAACAUUUUGAACAAUGCACGAGGUUCGGUUCUCCACAUGUUACACAAUUGCGGAGAGAGAUGAGUUAUGAAGAUUUCCAGAAGCUGCUGUUGAAGGAGAUGCAAAGCAUGGUGCAGCCUUCGAUUUUAACUUCGAAACAAGAGAUGCCUUUGUUUUCCGUUGAAGUUUAUUCUGGAGAAAAAAAUGGAGAAGUGAUUGAUCCUACUCUGAAUUAUCCGCUUUAUGCGGAGGCCGUGGACCAAGCUCUUAGUCUCAGUGAUCCAGAUGGGGAUGGACAGUACGGACCGAAACAUAUAAAGCUAAUUUUAAAAUGGGAUCGUGCUGUAAAAGAAAAAGUAAUUUUUGAUGACCAAGAACACAUGGAUGAUCACGAAAGCGUUCGUGCUUUACUCGAUAAUCCUCAAUUCCAACCGCCUGUGACAUUAGAGGAAUGUUUCAGGGAAUAUACGUCAGAAGAGAUUUUGGGAACAGAAAACGCAUGGCUGUGUCCCUCGUGCAACAAAAGAGGGAAAGGGAUUAAACGGAUUGCGCUUUGGUCUCUUCCAGAAAUUCUCAUUAUUCACCUCAAACGCUUUAAACAGUGGAGUACUAAUGGAAUUGCAACGGGCAAGUUGACGACUCUAGUUGAUUUUCCAAAAAAUAACUUCGACGUGUCUGCUCACUUGGCAACGGCGAGUGAGAAGAAGCCUGGCCUGGAAUCGCCAGAUGACGAUAUUCGACGUGCCGGUUCGUCGUCGGGCAUGUUCAAGCGUGUGUUGCGCAGAGUGAGAGGGGUUAAACCCGCACCAAAAGCAGGAACGUCGUCUGCGUCAGCGUCAUUAUCCAAGGGAAAACGACGUCCAAGACCCGAGGAUUGUUCUUACGAAUUAUACGCAGUUUGCAAUCACCAUGGACUUGAUGAUCAGGGUGGACAUUAUACUGCCUAUUGCAAGAACUCCACGGACGACAAGUGGUACUGCUUUGAUGACACAAAGGUGUCCGUCAUUGACAGAAACGAAAUUGUCACAGAGGAUGCGUACGUUUUAUUUUACCGGCGAAAAGAUCCGGGAUCGGGUUGUGCCAUGCUCGAUGGAUCGUCCACGAUGCCCAUGUCGACCAGUAAGAACCCUCUGGGGUCAUCGGGAACACUUCCGAUGAGGCACUUUCCCAAACGACACUGGGUAUACGACAUCCCGGGCUUGCGUCCUGUUAAUGCCAGUGGCAGCAGAAUCAGCGGUGGUGAAGAAGACUCCGGCGUAGGCGUCAGUCGGUGUUCAAGUGAUGGACUCACGGACACGGAGAGGGAAUCCUUGAGGGCUGGAAAAGUGCCAUUUGAAAAUCUUCGUUCUGAGUAG